Molecule: messenger RNA, 3101 nt
Organism: Artibeus jamaicensis (Jamaican fruit-eating bat)
Lineage: Eukaryota; Metazoa; Chordata; Mammalia; Chiroptera; Phyllostomidae
Gene: DNAJC3
Product: DnaJ heat shock protein family (Hsp40) member C3
Exons: 12
Coding region: 150-1661 (503 amino acids)
Biological process (GO): protein folding in endoplasmic reticulum
Cellular component (GO): endoplasmic reticulum
Molecular function (GO): protein-folding chaperone binding; misfolded protein binding
Source: RefSeq, a predicted model, not a curated record
CCCACCGCUGCCUUCCUCCGCUGGGCGCCAGCUGCCGCAGAGGCCUGAGCGAGCGCCGACUUCGGACGGGUGCAGCUGCAGUCUGAGCGCCGGCGGGGGUCUGGUGGGCCCGCUCUCUUGUUUUGGUUGCUGCCACCGCGCCCUUGGACAUGGUGGCCCCUGGCUCUGUGACCAGCCGACUGGGCUCGGUGUUCCCCUUCUUGCUUGUCCUAGUGGACUUGCAGUAUGAGGGUGCUGAAUGUGGAGUAAAUGCAGAUGUUGAGAAACAUCUUGAAUUGGGCAAGAAAUUACUCGCGGCUGGACAGCUAGCUGAUGCUUUAUCACAGUUUCAUGCUGCAGUAGAUGGUGACCCAGAAAACUAUGUUGCUUACUACCGGAGAGCGACUGUCUUUUUAGCUAUGGGCAAAUCAAAGGCAGCACUUCCUGACUUAACCAAAGUGAUUGAACUGAAGAUGGAUUUCACUGCGGCAAGAUUACAGAGAGGUCAUUUACUGUUGAAACAGGGGAAACUGGACGAAGCAGAAGAUGAUUUUAAAAAAGUGCUCAAAUCUAAUCCAAGUGAAAGUGAAGAAAAGGAAGCCCAGUCCCAACUUAUGAAGUCUGACGAAAUGCAGCGUCUGCGUGCACAAGCCCUGGACGCUUUUGAAGACUCGGAUUAUGUUGCUGCCAUCACCUUCCUUGAUAAGAUUUUAGAGGUCUGUGUUUGGGAUGCUGAGCUGCGGGAACUUCGAGCUGAAUGUUAUAUAAAAGAAGGGGAGCCUAGGAAGGCGAUAAGUGACUUAAAAGCUGCCUCCAAAUUGAAGAACGACAAUACCGAGGCUUUCUAUAAAAUCAGCACACUGUACUAUCAGCUGGGAGAUCACGAACUGUCCCUCAGUGAAGUUCGUGAGUGUCUUAAACUUGACCAGGAUCAUAAAAGGUGUUUUGCACACUACAAACAAGUGAAAAAACUCAAUAAGCUGAUCGAGUCCGCUGAAGAGCUCAUCAGAGAGGGCAGAUACACAGAUGCGACCAGCAAAUAUGAAUCCGUGAUGCAGUUAGAGCCUGGUGUUUCAGAAUAUACAGUUCGUUCAAAGGAAAGGAUUUGCCACUGCUUUUCUAAGGACGCGAAGCCAGUCGAGGCCAUUCGAGCGUGUUCCGAGGUGCUGCAGGUGGAGCCCGACAACGUGAACGCUCUGAAGGACCGGGCGGAGGCCUACGUCAUAGAAGAAAUGUAUGACGAAGCCAUCCAGGACUAUGAAACUGCCCAGGAGCACAAUGAAAACGACCAGCAGAUUCGGGAGGGGCUGGAGAAGGCGCAGAGGCUGCUGAAACAGUCCCAGAAGAGAGACUAUUAUAAAAUCCUGGGAGUAAAAAGAAAUGCCAAAAAACAAGAAAUCAUUAAAGCAUACAGAAAACUAGCAAUGCAGUGGCACCCAGAUAAUUUCCAGAAUGAAGAAGAAAAGAAAAAAGCUGAGAAGAAAUUCAUUGACAUUGCGGCUGCCAAAGAGGUCCUCUCUGAUCCAGAGAUGAGGAAGAAGUUUGACGAAGGGGAAGACCCGCUGGACGCAGAGAGCCAACAAGGGGGCGGCAACCCCUUCCACAGGAGCUGGAACUCGUGGCAGGGCUUCAACCCCUUCAGCUCCGGCGGACCUUUUCGCUUCAAAUUCCACUUCAAUUAAGCCAGCUCUUUUUUUUUGCUUUUAAAGAUUAAAAGAAGAAACAUUGUUCUAGGAUCCUAAUGAAAAAAAUUCAAAUCUUCAGUUUGUCCAUGACCAAAGAAUUGUUUUAAUAAGAAAAAUCAGUUCUUACCCACUUUAGGCUUGAGUGUGCCCGGCAGGGAGGCCAGGUGUGACCCGCAGGGCCACCUGCACCGGGGCCAGGGCUCUCGCAGCCUGGGGGUACCCGGGGGAGCACGCAGGAGCUGCUUUCUCACAGCCGUGUGUAGCACGUCGGUGCUGGCGCGGAGGAGGAGCCGUAUCUUCAUGAGAAUGGUCCUAUUUCAGUAUUCUUCAAGAGAAUGUUAACAUUUUGAGGUAUAUGUCCUUAGGGACAAUUUUGCUUAGAUUUUAGUCCAGUCACUUGCAAAUGUGUGUUAAAUUAUGGAGCCUGCCUUAACCCCGGUGCACCGGCAUCUCCCCCACCUUCGGCAUGAAGGCCGAAGGAGCCCAGGGCGCACGUGGCGGUCGAGGUAGCGAGGGUCAGACCAUGGAUGGGUGUCGGGCCGACUUUCAAGAAAAUCCUAACCACCACUGAAACAAUUAAUUGUAAGACCUAUCUGUUUAAUAUGAAACAACAAAUUAACCUAACAGCUAUGUACAAAACAGGUUCAGAUAAUAUAGCAGUGGUUUUAUUUCAAACAGUUUUGCAGAAGUGCAGAGGGACCUAGUUCAAUAACUGAAACUGAGUUCAGCAGAACUUCCUAGAACAGGGUCGUCUCAGAGAGGUGCACCCAGCAGACGCCCCUUUUUCUCACUGUUCUACACGCAGUGGGGGCAGCUCCCCUCCCCUCCGGGCGGAGCCUCGUGGAGACACCACGGGGGCCGGUUGCAGGCGGGCAUGCGCAGCAGACGGGACCUCGCUGCCCCCGCACGCUGCCGCCUGACCCAGCCCAGGUUUACAACCCUCCCCACUGUCCAGAUGGCGUCUCUCCUUGGGGUACCUUCUUUGUACCUUUUAAGAAAUUACUCAAUAUUUGUAUAUUCAAUAAUUUUUUCCCUAAAAGAUGAGUAUUUUAAUCAAGAACAUUAAAUAUUUAUGGGACUACUGAUACUGCAUUUAAAUUCUAAGAGAAUUACUUUAGAUAAGAAUUAGUACCUUUAUUCUAGAAAGGUUUUCCUGUUCCUCUCAGCAUGUUGAAGCAUUUCGAGCAGUAUGAGUCCAGUACAUUGUUUUCAUGAAAUCAAGCAUUUACUGUUACUGUGGGAGGCAUCCUGACCAGUAAUGUCCACAAUGGCCAAGCACAAAUUACCUUCUUCUACAGUCAUCCUGAAACACGCGGAAAAAUCUUUUCUUCACACUGAGACCGAAACCACACAGUUGGGUAAAACACAUAAGUGCUUUUGCAUCUAUUUAUAAGUUUUUAUCUUACCAAUAAACUUAAGAAUGCAUUUUGAAAACUA